Messenger RNA from Vicia villosa (hairy vetch), 1265 nucleotides. RefSeq names its product putative FBD-associated F-box protein At3g50710. Lineage: Eukaryota; Viridiplantae; Streptophyta; Magnoliopsida; Fabales; Fabaceae. Gene Ontology annotation, molecular function: protein binding. The transcript is spliced from 4 exons. Bases 12 to 1265 code for a protein of 417 amino acids. The record is from RefSeq and is a predicted model, not a curated record.
CAAUCCCUCUAAUGGAGAAUGCAGCACCCAUUGACUGGAUCAGCAAUUUACCGGAUGAAUUACUCUGUUACAUUCUCUCCUUACUCCCAACCAAACUUGCUUUCUCCACCACCGUUCUCUCCAAGAGAUGGACUCCACUCACCAAAUUACUCACGGCUCUCCACUUCCACGACGAAUCCGUUAAAGACGAAGCCGCCUUCUCCCGUUUCUGUAGCUUCGUCGACACAGUCACUGCCUCUGCUGAACUUAUCAAAACAUUUCACCUAGACUGUGAUUCUAUCCAUUGGCAUGGUCGUUUCAACAACUGGAUCCAAACUGCCAAACGCCAUCCUCUGGAGAAUCUCUACCUAUAUUUUCCUUUAUUUAAUUUUUACAACAGAAUCACUUUGCCACCAACUACUUUCACCUUUCCAAAGCUUGUGGUUCUCAAAUUCAAGUGUUUCUGUUUGGAUGGUGAUAUCUCCGUCGAUCUUCCAUCGCUUAGGACCCUUCAUUUGGAUUCUGUUUACUUGAAAAAUCAUGAGAGUUUCAAAAAGUUUAUUUAUGGGUGUCCCAUUUUGGAAGAUUUGAAUUUUACGCACGUUUAUUAUUUCACGCAAGAUAAGAGUUCUAGUUCUACCAUGAACACAGGAGAGUUUAAAUCCUUAUCCAAGUUGAUCAGAGCCGAUAUCCUUGACUCUGAUGUUCCCGUUACAGCAGUUUAUAAUGUCCAGAUUUUAAAAGUCUGGGUGACUAGAAAGCUUCCUGAGCAAGUGAUCAUUCCCAAUAACAGAAGGUUUCAAAACUUAAUCCACCUUGAACUGUAUGUAAGCGCCUCAGAUUACUGUGAAGAUCUGAUGGACCUGCUCCAGAAUUGCCCCAAACUUCAAAGGCUCACUAUUGCUGAGCUGCUAGACCAAGAUUUAUUCAAAAACUGGAAAUACCCAAAUACGGUUCCUAAUUAUUGCCGUCAAAUCUUUCUCACUAAGCAGCAACGCAUCACAAUCUCAACCCCUCUAAUGGAGAAUGCAGCACCCAUUGAUAGUAUCAGCAACUUACCAGAUGAGUUACUCUGUAACAUUCUCUCCUUACUCCCAACCAAACUUGCUUUCUCCACCACCGUUCUCUCCAAGAGAUUGACCCCACUCAGCAAAUUACUCACGGCUCUCCACUUCCACGACAAAUCCGUUAAAGACGAAGCCGCCUUCCUCCGUUUCUGUAGCUUCGUCGACACAGUCACUGUCUGUCUCUGCAGAACUUAUCAAAACGUUUCACCUCAAUUGUGA